Molecule: messenger RNA, 2074 nt
Organism: Linum trigynum
Lineage: Eukaryota; Viridiplantae; Streptophyta; Magnoliopsida; Malpighiales; Linaceae
Source: the annotation of a GenBank genome assembly
UCUACAAUAUUCGAGUUAUUUAUCCAUAUCCAUUGAAAAUCCUUCUAGUUCGAAUUUUACCAUAGCCGAAUAGGUUGAAUUCAGAAAGAUAUCCACGGUUGCUAUUUGGCGGGUUUGUGAUGCGAAGCAGAGGGUAUAUUCGCGACAUAAUUUGACGAGAACUAGCUGGGCAAUCGGCAUAUUCAGUCAGUUUGCGCAAAGAAACAAUUUCGAAGGCCGGAGUCUGACUGCUGCGAUCCCGUUAGUCCGACACGACUGCGCCAAGGAGAAGGGCCGAGAAUUUACCAUUGAUUUGGGGGGCAACGAACAGAAGUUUCAAGCAAUCAAAAGAAGAAAAUCGGAGAAACCUAAAUCAAAAUUCCUUCUUCGCUUUCUCUUUCUCUUCUUCCUAAGCAACCAAACGCCCUUCUUAUUCCUUCCUGCCUCGUGUGUCGCUCACUCUCUCAGCUGUAAAUAUCGAAGGGAAAUUGAGCGGAGAGAGGAAGGAAUUGGGAGGGAGGGGUUUCGGGUUUGGGGAAGGUUGGAAACGACCUAGAGGUGAGAUGGGGGAUGCCGGCGAUUCGGGGUCUUUGGAUCAGACCGUUGGGUCUUCUUCUUCGCACUCGUCCACCUUUUUCACUAAUUACCCGCUCAUCGCUGCAAUUGUCGCCUUCACAAUUGCGCAAGCUACCAAGUUCAUCACCUCCUGGUACAGUGAAAAAAGAUGGGAUUUGAAGCUGCUCAUUGGAUCUGGUGGGAUGCCAUCUUCCCAUUCUGCGACUGUUUCUGCUCUCGCCAUGGCCAUUGGGUUCCAGGAAGGGUUUGGAGGAUCACUUUUUGCCGCUGCAUUGAUCUUAGCUUGCGUUGUGAUGUAUGAUGCAACUGGUGUAAGACUACAAGCUGGACGCCAAGCCGAGGUCUUGAAUCAAAUUGUAUAUGAACUGCCAGCUGAACAUCCUUUGGCUGAGAGCAGACCUCUGCGCGAGCUUCUUGGUCAUACUCCUGCACAGGUAGUGGCUGGUUGUUUGCUUGGAGUUGUCACGGCAAUCAUUGGCCAUCUAAUCACAAUGACGACUAGUCAAAGCUGAUACACGUCCAGGAAGAUAUUAUUGUUUCCCCCUCAACACAUCAAAGAAGUUAAAGUUCAGCUCACAGGGGAUGGGGUGUUGUGAUGCUCAGUUUGCUCAACUGUCCCUGCUAGUGGGUUCUUGAAAGCAUACUUACCCUUCUGUUGAAUCUGUUGCGUUCUUUCAUUCUUGAUAGCGAUAUUCGAGACUUCGUAUAUGUGAUUAAUUGCAGUAUAUUACUGAAAGGGUUAUUGGAAAUCAUGAUAGUCAGUCAAAUGUACCAUAUGCUCGAACUGGCACAUAAUGCUUGCAUGUUUGACAUGAAAUUCACAGGAAUUUAGGGUUCGUGAUGGAGUUUCUUUGUGUUCAUUAUUAUCCAAUUGUUAUUGUUGAAAUAAGUUGCUAUGACCCAUGUUGAUGGCUGCUGUUUAGGAUCUUUGAGACAGAAAGAAAAGGAAUGGGACUCGGACCUCCUCCUCUCUCUUUUCUUUUGUUUCGAUAGCUGGGAGCUCUGUCCUGUGUCCUCACAUAGUCACAUGGUAGAUUGGACAGAGGUUCACGUGGUAGGGCUAAAUGUCCUAUAGCGUUUGUUUUCGAUCCCAUGUUCUUGAAUGAUGUAUUUAAAGACGACUUUUUUAGUUUAUUGAAUUUGUAAGAAAUAUAUAUAUAUAUUUAUAAUGGUGAUAUAUGUUUAUCUUUUUUUUGGGAUUAGGGGUACUAUUACUAAAGGGAUUUGAAUUUGGGAGUAAGAAUCAUUAUUACUGGAAAAAGGUUGGACUCGAGAAAUAAACAAAUUGUAGAAAGUGAAGUAUUGGUGUUCGAAAGUUGGAGUCGGGUUAUGGAUUUGAUUAUUUAAUUUGCAAACUGUAAGCAAACUAGUAUAAAAUUGGAUUUGAUUAACAAAAUGUAAGCAAAAUGGUAUAAAAUUGGAGGUUUGUUAUAUCUCGUUCUAAAUUGUGAGUAUUCGAAUUGGCACCUCAAAAUUUGUCGAAUUCAUGGAAUUUACAAAAUUAAGACCUAAAACAUUA